AUGCAGGUGGAAUAUGCUUUGGAGGCAAUCAAUCAUGCAGGUACGGCAAUAGGUGUUCUUGCGGAAGAUGGAAUUGUUCUUGCUGCCGAGAGAAAAGUGACAAGCAAGCUUCUUGAACAGGAUACUAGUGCAGAGAAAAUGUAUGUGCUAAAUGACAAUAUAUUAUGUGCAGUGGCAGGUAUGACAGCAGAUGCGGGAAUUUUGAUAAAUUACAUGAGAGAGGAGGCUCAGAGAUAUCUUAGUGUGUACAAUCAGGACAUUCCUAUUGAGACUUUAGUGAGAAGAGUUUGCAACGUCAAACAGGGAUACACACAACAUGGUGGAUUACGUCCAUUUGGUGUCUCGUUUAUAUUUGCUGGCUAUGAUGACAGGUAUGGCUUUCAGAUUUACACAAGUAACCCAUCUGGAAACUAUUCAGGAUGGAAAGCAACCAGUAUUGGUGCCAAUAACACAAGUGCUGAGACUUUAUUGAAGCAGGACUACAAAGAUGGAAUCAAUCUUGAUGAUGCAAAGAAGCUUACCUUGAAAGUUCUUAGUAAGACCACUGACAGCUCAAAGCUCACAAGUGAGAAGGUCGAAUUUGCCACUGUUCAGCUUACAAAAGAGCAACCUUCAUUGAAGAUAUGGAAGCCAGCUGAAAUAGAGAAGUUACUUGAAGAAUCUGGUGUCCAGGAUGAGAAUGAUGAUAAGGAGGACAAGAAUUAA
Molecule: messenger RNA, 705 nt
Organism: Brettanomyces bruxellensis
Lineage: Eukaryota; Fungi; Ascomycota; Pichiomycetes; Pichiales; Pichiaceae
Gene: PRE9
Product: Proteasome subunit alpha type-3
Exons: 1
Coding region: 1-705 (234 amino acids)
Cellular component (GO): proteasome core complex, alpha-subunit complex; nucleus; proteasome core complex
Source: RefSeq, a predicted model, not a curated record